GAGACUUCAGCCUCAGGAUCCAGCCAGUAUUGCUGGACGAUGACGCGUUAUACCAGUGCCAAGUUAGUGCCAGUGACGGGGUGCCAGGCAUCAGGUCUCACACGGCGCGCCUCACCGUCUAUGUGCCCCCUGACCACCCCAGGGUUAAGCCCCCCGUGUUGAGGACCACCGCGGGGAUGACCGUCACGCUGGAGUGUGAGAGUAGUGGAGGACGACCCCAGCCUGAGAUCCAGUGGGUGGACGACAGCCGGCGGGAGACCAUCAGGACCGGGUCUCUCCUGGCGACAGAGACCAUGUCUGACGGGAAGCGCGUCACGGUCCGCUCUCGCCUCUCCUUCACCCCCCGCCGCUCUCAUCACAAUUCUUCCCUCACCUGCCUCACCUCCAACCAGGCCCUCAGCUCACCCCUCUCCAGUUCGAUCCAGCUGAGUGUUCUCUUCCCGCCGGAGGUCUGUCUACACGUCCGCCCCCAGCAGUUGGUCGAAGGUGACGACGCCAACUUCGUCUGUAGCGCCCAGGCCAACCCCAGCGUCAUAACCUACAGAUGGUAUCACAACAGUCAGGAGCUUCAGAACGAGACAUCGAGGACAAUGAAACUGCACAAGAUCUCUAGAAACCUUCACCAAGAUGCUAUCUCCUGUGAGGUGUCGAAUAAGGUGGGCACAUCCAAGAAGACCCAGAGUGUGCACGUGCAGUAUGGCCCCAUGUUCCGUUCACUGCCCAGGGACGUAAUGGCCGAGACGGGGAAGGAGGUGGCGCUUAAAUGUGAUGUGGACUCUAACCCGCCAGCCACUAUAGUGUGGCACCAGGAGGGAUCUGACACGGCAGCUCUUAUGACAACCUAUCCUGAGGGGCCCGAUUCACUCACUAACUCCUACACUGAGAGGAAGGACGUCACCCUGGCCAGAGUCCUCACCUCAUCAGCCAGAGGAGAUAAUAUCAUCGGCUCAGGUAACGAGUUGGUGGUAAGUGUGAGCCGUCACGGCGGGGGUGUACAAGUGUGUGGCAGCGGUGAGAGGCUUCCCGGAGCUACAGGGCCAGCUCAGGGUCUUGGUGAAGGGGCCCCCGACCAUCGUGAGCGCCGGGGAACAACAGGGCCGGAUGGGGGACACCGUGACCCUGGAGUGUAGCACUGUUUCUAUCCCAAGUCCUAUCCGGAUCACGGGCGUACAACGGGCGGAGUUG
Molecule: messenger RNA, 1185 nt
Organism: Homarus americanus (American lobster)
Lineage: Eukaryota; Metazoa; Arthropoda; Malacostraca; Decapoda; Nephropidae
Product: irregular chiasm C-roughest protein-like
Exons: 7
Biological process (GO): cell-cell adhesion
Cellular component (GO): cell-cell junction
Molecular function (GO): cell adhesion molecule binding
Source: RefSeq, a predicted model, not a curated record